Molecule: messenger RNA, 1959 nt
Organism: Cyclospora cayetanensis
Lineage: Eukaryota; Apicomplexa; Conoidasida; Eucoccidiorida; Eimeriidae
Product: ethanolamine-phosphate cytidylyltransferase
Exons: 7
Coding region: 1-1959 (652 amino acids)
Biological process (GO): phosphatidylethanolamine biosynthetic process
Cellular component (GO): cytoplasm
Molecular function (GO): ethanolamine-phosphate cytidylyltransferase activity
Source: RefSeq, a predicted model, not a curated record
AUGGAGUUAUCGGCUGGUCAAUUUUUCGCUAAUAUUUGGUCAACUAUGACUCCAGUAGUUGACAAUGUUGGAGUUCAGCUCAGCCUGCCAGAUAGCGAGGCGGGCAGUACACGGCCUGGGAGGUCUACAACUUCAUAUUUUUGUAUGGCACAUCUCUCGGACGAGGCCCUCCAGACUCGCAUCCGAACCCACGGUGGGCCCUCGCUGGACCAACCCUGUGAGGGUGCUUGGGGCCCAUGUGGCUCCUGCAGCCUCUGCGAUGCUCAGCUGCACGCCAAAGCUGCGGCGGACGUCGCCGCACUGAGGGCUCUCUUCGAACCCGACUCGCCGCCUACAGCAGAAACAGUUGCAGCCACGAGUCCAGGCGGAAGUGUUGCUGAGCACGGACCCUGUCAGGAUUGCAAGGAGAACGAACCGAAUGAAGAAAAACAGCAGAAGAGGGAGCCUUACGGCACUGGGGCCCCCAAGACCGCAGGUGCAGCAGACGACGCUUCGAAAGAGAAAGGGCAGUGUUCCGUAGGAUGCACCGUCCCUGUGGCUGCUGACUCUUCUGCUGCAGAGCCUCUGGUGUUUGCAUAUGAUCCGAAUACUGGGGGAGCUGUGCCGUACUCUCUUUCUGGAAUCUCUACUCUCUCUCUACCCCCUGCCGCAGUGCGGCCAGGGAUCUCUGUGGGGCUUCCAGUUGGGCCCCCCCCCCACUGCCGGGCAGGCCGUAUCUUCGUCGAUGGGGUCUUUGAUCUCUUGCACUCUGGGCACUUCAAUGCUCUGCGCCAGGCACGGCUGCUGGGGAAGCGGCUGAUUGUUGGCGUUAAUAGCGACAGGGGGACAUACGCUGCCAAGGGCUGCUGGCCCCUCUACACCGAGGAGGAACGCGCCGAGAUCGUGGCAAGCUGCAAGUGGGUGGAUGAAGUAGUCAUUGGCACGCCGUACGAAGUCUCGACAGACCUCUUGGAUGCCCUAAACUGCGAGGCAGCGGCUCACGGAGAUGACUGGGCUGCCGGAGCUGAUGGACGGGACGCUUACGCACAGCCCAGAGCGGCUGGAAGAAUGCUGGUGUUCAAGAGGACUGAGGGGAUCAGCUCGACUUCCAUCACCCGCAGGCUUCUGGAGGCCACCGCGCACAUGUGCGAGGAACGAGUAGCUGUAGACAGGCCUCAACUUGUGGGGCACUUCGCGAGGAAAGCCCUGGAGAAUUCAGAAGUAGAAGAAGCCAUGAGCGAGGGGGGGAAUAACGGACUUCCUGGAGCUCGCGUGGGGCCCUCCAGUACGCCUUACGGGCAGGAGAGGAGCGAGAAAGAGGCUUUUAGAGACUCCUUAAAUAGGGAAGAACGCAAGGCCUCCCAAGGCGCUGGGCGCCGAGGGGACUUGAGCGUCUUCAUGUCUUCAAAGAGGCUUCUUCAGUUCAUUGGCGAAGCGAAAAAGCCGAAACCAGGAGACAGAGUGGUUUACGUUGACGGAUCCUUCGAUGUGCUGCACGUGGGGCAUGUUCGGAUCCUCAAGAUCGCGAAGGAGAUGGGGGACUACCUUAUCGUUGGCAUCCAUGAUGAUGCUACAGUGUCUGCUGUGAAGGGCCUAGGAUUCCCAGUCAUGAAUGUCAACGAACGCGCGUUGAAUGUACUCGCAAUGCGCAUGGUUGACGAGGUAAUAAUUGGGGCUCCAUGGACGAUUCCUAAGUACCUGUUGGAGAUGCUUGGCAUUCACAUUGUAGUACGAGGCACGCGGAUAGACUGCACUGCAGAUUCCCUAGGCGGCAUCCUUGGGAGUGACAAAGAAAGGCUCUCGAGCGCCCGUAUAGGUGCAGAGGGCCACGAUGAAGAUCCGUACCGUGUUCCUAAGGAGCUGGGUAUCUACAGAGAAGUUGAGAGUUUCUCCUCGUGGACUACCAGGGAGCUCGUCUCCAGGCUUCUUCGGAACCGGAAGGCCCUAAGCGAUUCCUUGCGCCACAGGUAUUCAUGCUAG